GAAGGCUUCAUUCCACUCUGUCCCUGCUUCCGAGUCACGUGAGUCUUUCGAGGCGCAUCACAGGGGUACAGUCUUUCCCCCCAAGACAGCACAAGUGCUAUUCACACCAAUCGGCAACCAUCUAUUUCCUGCCGGACGACCGUAAUGAUCAAGACGAAGACGUCAUGGACGAUGGGGAUCGUGCCCAUCCUCCCAAUCGUGCUACUUGCUCUUAGCGGCACCUCGGCCUCCGCCAGCUUCACUUUCAGGGGCAGGGACGCACACAACGAGGGAAACCUCGAACAUGUGGCCGACGCCCAAACGAUCAACAGCAGUGUGCGCAGCCUCCAGGCCGAAGUCCCGAUGUGCGAUGGCGGAAUUGUCGGCAUUCAGGCGAGCGAUGUGUGCUGCUCCGCAAGCUGCGGGUCUUGCGGAGGUUCCGGGUGCACUAGCAGAGACGGUGGAUCGGAAUCCUGCUGUGGUGGCGGAGUCAGGGCUUCCGGUCGAUACUGCUCCAUUACGGGAGAAGCACCCUGCAUGACCGACGCGGGGAUGAACGAGUGGGAGGCGACAUGCUCAAACCCCUCGACAAAGGUGACGAGGCGUCACUGCUGACUUCCUGCGUACCUCUUGCACGUGCACGCGAGGUAGGGACCACGUCUACGACCAAGCUGGAGCUGCUGCCGGAGUCGCUCUCGUCUCCGGUCGCACUGCUGUCCAUGCAACCACUCAGGGACGCCCCCUCCUCCUUCUCCUCCUACCCACUCACAGACGGCCGGGCUUUUGCCGCCUGGGCUCCUGCCGCCUCGCGCUGAGUCGCGAUCCUCUCCCCUCCUCCAAGAGGACCUCCUACCUCGAUCAAAGAUGAUACAGUUCAGAAAAAACCGCGAGCUGCUUUUCCGCCGCACGCGGGCACCAAGAACCUUCUCGCGCGCCCGAAUACCGACCCAACAACUGCACACACGUUGCUGUGAAAGAAACCCCAGUCUCCGCUGCUCAGCCUUCUGCGCAGGGAGCGCUUGAUUGCGUGUGCUCGUACGUGCCGCUUCGUCCCGUCCUCGACGGAAUAAGUUGCCGG
This is a messenger RNA of Ectocarpus sp. CCAP 1310/34, 1057 nucleotides long. Lineage: Eukaryota; Phaeophyceae; Ectocarpales; Ectocarpaceae. The record is from the annotation of a GenBank genome assembly.